Messenger RNA from Eucalyptus grandis, 843 nucleotides. RefSeq names its product probable WRKY transcription factor 50. Gene Ontology annotation, biological process: regulation of DNA-templated transcription. The record is from RefSeq and is a predicted model, not a curated record. NCBI's taxonomy places the organism in Eukaryota, Viridiplantae, Streptophyta, Magnoliopsida, Myrtales, Myrtaceae. Bases 161 to 637 code for a protein of 158 amino acids. Gene Ontology annotation, molecular function: DNA-binding transcription factor activity; sequence-specific DNA binding. The transcript is spliced from 3 exons.
UCCUUCAUCAGCGAGGAAGCUCGGCAGAAGCAGCCUACUAGAUAAGAACACGAGAGCUCGGUAUAAAGGGGUCGCGCCGGUGACGCUUUUACUCCACAGACGCUCGAGAUUGUGAGGAGAGUGUGCUCUUCCUCUCAUCGUCGCCGUCGUUGUCAUUGGAAUGUCCGACAGUCCUAACCUCCGGUCGCCGGACUCACCGGACAUGGACUUCAACGACCAGUCCGAUUUCGAGCUCUCGGAGUUCUUAAAGAUCGAUGAGUGGCUAGGUGAUGAUCCAGCUUCCAUGGUCCAUGGGGCGCCGGCUAAUUAUUUUUACCAGAAUGAGGCUGACGAUUCCAUCGGAUCUAGCAGCAACCCGGAAGGCCCCAGUCGACACGCCGAAGGCGGAAAGGAGAAGAAGGAAGUUAAAGAAAGGUUCGCCUUCAAGACGAAAUCCGAGGUUGAGAUACUAGAUGACGGAUUCAAGUGGAGGAAGUACGGGAAGAAGAUGGUGAAGAACAGUCCGAAUCCGAGGAACUACUAUCGGUGUUCGGUGGAAGGCUGUCCUGUGAAGAAGAGAGUCGAACGGGACAGAGACGACCCAAGGUAUGUAAUAACAACAUACGAGGGCAUCCAUAAUCACCAAGGGCCCUUCUAGUCGCACACAUUGCGGAGGCCGUGAUCGCAUUUGUUAAGUUUCGUUGAAGUAAUGUAGAAUCAAAGGGCUGGUUUCGGUAGGAGAGCUCAGUAGUCACAGAUAGCCUUGUACUGUAUGCAACUAUUGUUGUAGUAUAACCAAGAAUUCUUGCAGCAGCCAUUGUAGGGUACCUUUUCAAUAUCUAUAAAAUUAGCAGGUCGCAUCGA